AUGUUCUCCGGAAUACGAGCAGACAGCAACAGAAGCGCCAUGGAAAUCAGGGAGGCGGCGGCUCUCCGACAGCAGCGCAGGAUAAAACAGGCGGUCCAGUUCCUUCAUAAGGACUCGGCUGACCUGCUGCCUCUGGAUGGGCUUAAGAAAUUGGGAACUUCGAAAGAGGGGCAACCUCAUAACAUUCUUCAGCGAAGGCUUUUGGAAGCAAACCUAUCACGAAAUAGGCUGAACAACCGUGGAGUGAAGCCGUCUUACAACAGUCAAGCGCUUAGUCGUCCUCUUCACAACGACACACAAGAGGAGGAGUCUGACCUCAUUCGUGUGGUGUGCCAGUGCUUGGGGAAGGAGGUGACGGUCAUGCUUAACACAGGCUGUGUGGUGAAUCUUAUAUCCUCAGUUAGUGUGGAAAAGCUUGGCUUAAAGGAAAAGGUUAUCCAGACCAAAAAUGAGACGGAUUUGGGUCCAUUUCAACGUAACCUCCAAACUGUUGGACAUAUUGAACUGAAUCUGAAUUUUGGCCAAACAAAGGCAGAAUGUACAUUUACUGUUAUAGAGAACGACAGGCCUUGUAUUUCCAUCGGCACAAAGACACUGAAGUCUCUUAAAUGUGUGAUCGACACUGAAAAACAAAUGCUGGUUCUGGGAAAAGACACCAGGGAGCAAAUCCAGUUCACUGGAGCUAGCCAUGAGACAGAAGGUUAG
Molecule: messenger RNA, 705 nt
Organism: Chanos chanos (milkfish)
Lineage: Eukaryota; Metazoa; Chordata; Actinopteri; Gonorynchiformes; Chanidae
Product: nuclear receptor-interacting protein 3-like
Exons: 6
Coding region: 1-705 (234 amino acids)
Source: RefSeq, a predicted model, not a curated record